AUGAGCUCCAACGAGAAGCUCAAGGCGUCGUCCGAUCCUACGCUCGUGCUAACGCACCCGACGGCGGCUGAGCGUGAGCGCAUCUGGACGCAGACUCAUGGCAUGUGGGGCAGUGCGCUCUCGCUGGAGCAGUACGUGGCGCGCGAGGCCUUUCUGACGACGGCACCGCUGGCCAGCGACGGCGGCAUCACGCACUGGAUCCUGACCGACAGCACGGAGCUGCCAGACCGACGGCCGAUCCUGUCGAGCUGCGAGUCGCUGCGCAAGCCGGCGGCCGUGAGCAGCACGAGCACGGGCACGGCCGUGGUGACAGACGGCAUGGCCCACGGCGUCGGCUCCGUCUUUACGGACCCGCAGUUCCGCGGUCAGGGUUAUGCUGGUCGGAUGCUGACGGAGUUGGGACCACGGCUAAAGGACUGGCAAGCCGGCGGAGACAAUACCCACCGGCCGCUCUUCUCGAUCCUCUACUCCGACAUUGGCAAGACGUUUUAUGCCAGCAAGGGCUGGGCCGUCUUUCCGAGCACACACUUUGCCUUUGCCGUCGACAGCAAGGAUGGAAUUGAGGACGGGACUUUGUUGUCCGCCAGCGACACUCAGCCAGCUGCUCCCCUCCUCGCCGACGACCUCGCAGCCCUGGCCGCGGCCGACGAGGCGCUGCUGCGGGCCCGCCUCGUGCGCGUGGCUGAUUUGACACCCUCGGCUGCCCUGCUGCCCGGCGUCGACGCGCUGCACUGGCACCUCGUGCGUGAAAAGUACAUGACCCAGCACAUUCUGCAGCGCUCGCCGACGGUUCAUGGUGCCAUUGCCAGCACGGCCAGCACGAACAACACGCAGCCCGGCCACCGGCUGUGGGUCGUCUGGACGCGGACGUAUCACGGUGGUCCCGAGGCCACGGCCGGCAACACGCUGCACAUCUUGCGGGUGGUGCUCGAGGACGUCGACGACGAUGACGCGGCGCCCGCGAACCUCUCUGCCCGCCACGCUGACGGAUUUCGCGCCAUCAUCGCGCUCGCCCGGGCCGAGGCCGCCCGCUGGCACUGCGGCGACGUGCAGCUCUGGAACCCGACGCCGGCCGUCAAGACACUCACCCAGAAGGCCGGCCUCACGCCCACGCUCGUGGACCGUGAGACAGACAGCAUCGCGAGCCUGAUGUGGUAUGGUGAGGGUCCGACCGAAGAGGUCGCCUGGGUGGCUAACGAAAAGUACGCGUGGUGCUGA
Messenger RNA from Grosmannia clavigera kw1407, 1218 nucleotides. RefSeq lists its product as uncharacterized. Bases 1 to 1218 code for a protein of 405 amino acids. Lineage: Eukaryota; Fungi; Ascomycota; Sordariomycetes; Ophiostomatales; Ophiostomataceae. The record is from RefSeq and is a predicted model, not a curated record. The transcript has a single exon.